Molecule: messenger RNA, 851 nt
Organism: Amoebophrya sp. A25
Lineage: Eukaryota; Dinophyceae; Syndiniales; Amoebophryaceae
Source: the annotation of a GenBank genome assembly
AGUUAGGAGGUUUUUUUAGUUUUUAACGAGCAUGAAACAUCACAAAAUGAAUGGAUGAACAAAAGAUGACGUCGAGCACAAAACUACAUGAACCACGCUGAGUGGUUGAUUGACAAUGCAGUUUGCAGUCGUCCGAGAGAGGCGCAAUGUCGCCGCCGAUAGUACUCGGCAAGAGGAUGAGUGGCGGGCCCGCUACCACAAGGUGAAUGGGACAUUACAGGCAGGCCUGGACGAAUUUCCAGAGGCCAGUACAGCAGUUGACGACCAGGAGGCAGGUGCCGACCAGGGUGCGGGAGUCGCGAGUAGUACGAGAAAGCAGGAGACGGGAGGAUCGGACGAGGAGCGCACUACUGCCCGUGAUGUCGCGAAGAGAAGAGAAGGUCUUCUUGCUUCUCCUAAGUUUCGCGAAGCUCUGCGAGUUUUAGAGCAUUUGACAAAAGAGGUGAAUCUCUACUGCGUGAAGGCCCAAGCGCUGCAAGGCGGUGGCAAGGAUGGGGGUGCGCGGCAGCUUGCGUGCGUUUUUCUCCAGCGGCUCGCUUCCAUCUACAGCGAGAUGGGGGAAAAGCGUCUGGCAAUGGUGUCAAUGUUCCACUUGAUAACCCUGGUGGACGGCGAGAAUGGGCUUUUACCCUCGUCCUCGGGAGGUGGAGGCAGCAGGUUAACAUCAGGCUUGGCAGCAGCUGCUUCGAAAUUAGUAGUAGGGGCUUCGGAGCAUCAAUUGUUGAGCUUGGUUGCGGGGUCUGCCCAAGAAGCGGCCGGCACAGCGCGAGAAGCGGGAGACUUGUUUCUCGCGAAAGUGUUUCUGCUGGAGGCAGCGAAUCGUAAUCGUUCGUUGCAGCUCUCGUGGCAGG